Pelobates cultripes (western spadefoot toad) is the source of this 417-nucleotide messenger RNA. Lineage: Eukaryota; Metazoa; Chordata; Amphibia; Anura; Pelobatidae. The record is from the annotation of a GenBank genome assembly.
AUGGGAAAAACCCAACAAGCCAUGGGAUCACACAAAGAGGUCUCUCACCCCCAUGUUACACCAGUAUCUCUCCGCUCAGAAGAGGCUUUCAACGGCAUGGACGCUAUCUCUCCAACCUUCUCUGCUAACAACAGCCAUUUGGCUCAGACAGAUAGAGAAUGUAUGCCGAUACUACAGGCUCUGCACACGUGUGCUGAUUUGGCAGCCACCAACAGUAUUUUACAGGCUUCAUUCAUGGACAACAUUCAGGCCCUCCUUGAGGACUUACAAGGCCUCGGUGACUGCGUGGACCAACCUGUGAUCAGUUUCAAUCUGCACAAACUCAGUCCUAUGACACCAUCCAACAGCAAGAUGAAUACCUCAGGUGCCUGGCAUUUGACGAGGAUUUGGACAACCAGCGAUAACUUGUGCCGCUGA